AAUGCAUAUAAUUUAGCAUCUCAUCAUAUCAUGGCAAUAAGAAUAAUUGGAAUUCUCUUGGUGCUCAAUGCCGUAGUUUUCGCAAAGAAUUCGGAAUUGGGACUAUCCCCCGAGGAUUCUGAGGAAUAUGUUGGGUGGCUAUUUAAUGAUGCGAAGAGGAACGAACGAGCCGAAAAAGAAGAAGAAUUUCAAAUUUGUCGUACUGAUGCCUGCAAAAUUAUAUCAAACGAAUUUCAGAAAAGUAUGAAUAAAUCGGUAGACCCCUGCGACAAUUUCUACGACUACGUUUGUGGAGCGUGGAAUGGACGAGUUGAUAUUAUACCACCUUAUGAAGGGAGCUGGGGACGUUCAGAGUUAUUCCAAUUCACUGUGAACAAGAAGAUCAAAGGUAUCCUGGAAUCAGAGCCUCAAUCCAGUGACAUUCUACCUGUCAGGCAAGCGAAAAAAAUGUAUAGCUCCUGCAUGGACCUCGAAGAACGGGAGAGGCGUGGGCUCAAACCUUUGGAGUCAAUUUUAAUGCGAACAGGGGGUUGGCCAAUGAUUAUGGAUCCAGAGGAGUGGUAUGAAGGUGAAAUCUCCUGGCAAGAAAUUGAGAAGAACUAUGUAUACAUCAACGGCAGGUUCAUUUUUGUCGACAUUAGAACUCCCUGGUACAGAAAAGAAUUCAACGAACCAUUCCUGGAACAAAUAACUCUUGCACCUGGCGCUGUACCAUUUUCUACAGAAUUCCCCAAAGAAUAUUUUAUGUCUCGGAGCGAAAGGUCAGAAGAGUAUGCAAGCGUGAUAGAACAGGUUGCCAAGGAGUUCAUCAAACAUAGUAAAGCCGCUGUGACAGAUGAAAUGUUGAAAAAAGAUAUUGAGGCUUUAGUGGCAUUCGAUAUGCAACUUUUUAGGCUGAUCACAGACGAUCAUGGUGACGAGGAUUCAAACGUUGGAAAAUUCUUGGAGCGUUACAAUAACGACGUUGCUGAUCUUGCUGACAAAGAUAAGAUUGACUUCGAGAGUUAUUUCAAAAUUUUGUUCGGAAUGGAGAACAUUCACAUUGAAGAUUCGAUGGCAAUGAGCAUUCAGUCUCCAUCUUACUACAGUAAACUAACAGUGUUGUUGACAGAGACACCUGCCCGGACCAUUGCAAACUACAUUCAGUGGAAUUUCGUGAGUAGAAUGUUGCUUUAUACAACGAAAGAAUUGGAAAAAAUUUUCAAUUCACAGGUGAAGAAAGAUAAUGGUGCAACGGAGGGACCGCCACGUUGGAUGGAAUGUGUACAGAAGGUCAAAAUGGAUCAUGCCUCCUCCUACGCAUUUGUCACAAAGUACUUCGAUAAAAGAACGGAAAAGGCUGCACUGGCACUAACGGAAAAUAUCCGAAAAGAAAUGGAAUCGCAAAUCGAUGAAUCAAACUGGCUCGAUGAUGCUGCCAAAGAAUUGUCAAAAGACAAAUUGAGGAGCAUGAAUAUCUUCAUUGGCUUCCCCACCUGGUACAGAAACAAAACUGCUCUGAUGAACUUAUACAAAGGGUUGAAAGUUGGAUACGACUAUUUUGAAAAUAUCCUGAGCUUCGAAAAGUACGCAGUAAGGGAGAAGUUACGAUAUCUGAAGAACGAAAAGGAUGAAGAACCCUGGGCUAUGCAACCUGUAGUUGUUAAUGCUAUGUAUGGACCAGAGAGUAAUAACAUAAAUAUUCCUGCUGCAGAUUUCCAAGCCCCCUUCUUCACUCCAAAUUUCCCAGAUAAUAUUAAUUACGGUUCGAUUGGCUGCAUAAUAGGUCACGAGAUAGGGCACGGUUUCGAUGAUAACGGAAUCAAACUGGGCAAAGACGGCAAGGAGACUAAAUGGUCAAACAACAUGAUAGAAGGCUAUUACAAGCGCGCUGAAUGCUUCUUGGAUCAAUUUAAUAACUAUUGGGGUGUAACGGAAAUUACAUCUUACGGUGGAACUCCGGAAUAUCGCGCGAGGAGCAUUGGCCGUAAGACGAGAGGUGAAAACAUAGCCGAUACAACAGGACUCCACUCAGUUUUUGAGGCAUAUCGAAAAUUACGAGAGAAGAGAGGCAGACCUGACGACAAACUGCCUGGCUUCGAGGAAUAUAGCGAUGAUCAAAUGUUCUUCAUUUCAUUUGCAUCUGCGUGGUGUCAAGUCAUGAGGCCAGAAUACGCCGAAAAGCUGAAGAAUCAAGAUGAGCACAGUCCUCCUCGUUUAAGGGUGAUGGGAGCAGUAUCAAAUACCGAUGAUUUCGCCAAAGCUUUCAACUGUCCGAAGGGAAGUCCGAUGAAUCCGGAAGAUAAGUGCGAUAUUUGGAAAGCUGAGAAAUCAACUCUGACCAAUGAAAUUGACGAUAACCUGUGGAGCAGAAGACGACGUCGUAGCAGGUGGUCACUCAACGGAUGGUGAUUCCUAUCACUAGAAUCAAUUACCGGCAUAAAUUAAAUUGUUUGUAAUCUCGAACUAUCCUAAUCGCUGUCUAUUGUACUGAAAAUAUAAUCGCCAAGUGAAUCAAUGA
Messenger RNA from Diachasma alloeum, 2500 nucleotides. RefSeq names its product neprilysin-4. Gene Ontology annotation, cellular component: plasma membrane. Gene Ontology annotation, molecular function: metalloendopeptidase activity. The record is from RefSeq and is a predicted model, not a curated record. The transcript is spliced from 17 exons. The coding region runs from base 31 to 2391 and encodes 786 amino acids. Gene Ontology annotation, biological process: protein processing. NCBI's taxonomy places the organism in Eukaryota, Metazoa, Arthropoda, Insecta, Hymenoptera, Braconidae.